CGCGUGAGAGAGAGAGAGAGAGAGAGAGAGAUUGUUGAAGGGGGGCUUAGGUCAACAGGGAACCACACCACACUAUCCUCCCAACAUCUGUUCUCACCUCAAGCCCCACCUCUUGCCUGAGGAGAAGGGCAUGUGUUUCAGGCACACCAACCAGAUCUUUCGUCCAUCGGGAAGAAAGGUUCACAGGACAAGAGAAACCCAACUGCUCAUUGCUUUUCCCCAGACGUCCGAGCCUCACUGGAUGUAUGGUUCCUGAAGCGACACUCCUCCUUCCCCCUUCCCUCCUCCUCCACCUCCCAGCAGCCGCAGCUGUUGCCACAUCCAUUUGCUUUUCACAGAGAAAAGAGAUUUAGUGGGAAAGAACACAUCUUGCCCAUUUUUCUUGCGUGGAUUCUGGUUUCUCCAAGACAAAAUCUUCAACAAUCGCUGCUCGGCACCACGCCUUACAACCAGGAGCUGGGAAAUGAGGAAGCAUGGGUGGCAACUUCCUUAUCAUCCUCUUCAGGUGGUGGCGAUAGCUGUGUUUCUGGCGCUGGGGUUUGCUUUCUAUGUGUUCUUUGUCCCAUUUGUUCCGACAAAGCCGUUUCAGUAUGUGGUGAUGGGGCUUUACACUCCCCUGGUUACAUGUGUCUUCUGCUUAUAUGUCUGGUGUGCAGCAACAGAUCCUGGUGACCCUGGUAUUUUCAGAUGUAAGAAGAAUCUUAAAGUAGAGGGCUGCAGAGAACAGAUUCUUUCCAAAGAGUCUAAGCAAGAAGGUUCAACAAAGCAACUAAAUGUUGAAACAACAGCCCAAAAGCAAUUUGAAGGGAGCAAAGAUUCUGUUUAUACCAGGGGUGAAUUACAUUCCAAACAUGAAAGUGAGAGAUUGCCUUGCAACAGUGUACCUUGCUUGGCUGUUCUUUUGAGCUGGUGUGGUAUGUCUUGUAUGUGUAACUGGUGUCAAUCACAUGAGCAAUCUUCUGAACAGCAAAUGGAUGAGGAAGGGAUGUUCUACUGCAGUUUAUGUGAAGUUGAGGUGUUAAAGAAUAGUAAGCACUGUAGAGUUUGUGACAAAUGUGUUGAUGGCUUCGAUCAUCAUUGCAGGUGGAUCAAUAACUGUAUAGGAAGAAAAAACUAUAGAAGGUUCUUCAUCCUCAUGGCAUCUGCUCUUCUCUUGCUUAUUCUGCAGUGGUUGAUUGGGAUCCUAGUCCUGAUUUUCUGUUUCCUUGAACGAAAGCAUUUCUCUGCCGAAAUCAUAUCAAAGUUGGGAAGCAGCUUCUCUUUAGUACCCUUUGUUGUUGUGGUGGCUUCCUGUACUUGCUUAGCUAUGGUUGCCACUCUACCACUUGCACAACUUUUGUUUUUCCACAUUCUUCUAAUAAAAAAGGGAAUCAGUACUUAUGAUUACAUCAUAGCUCUGAGGGAGCAGGAGCAGGAGCAGGAGCUGGAGCAACAUGCUAUUGGUGAACCGCAAAGUCCACAGAUGUCCCAAGUGAGUUCUUUCACUGGACUAAGCAGUGCCAGUUCUUUCAAUGCGUUCCACCGAGGUGCAUGGUGUACUCCACCAAGAUUAUUCCUGGAGGAUCAGUUCGAUGUUGUACCCCCAGAGACUGGCACAUCCAUGAAUCACAUAAGCAAGAAGAUGAUGGCAGAGGAACCAGUCAGGAAGAGAAAUGCUGGAAAAGUGAAAAUUAGCCCGUGGACCCUUGCACGUCUUAAUGCUGAAGAAGUUUCAAAAGCUGCUGCACAGGCAAAGAAGAAGUCUAAAAUCCUGCAGCCAAUUGUUAGACGAGAAAUUCUUCUUGGGCAUGACACAGAUGGUAGUAUUGGCAGUAGUAGUGGCAGAAUGGUCUUGUGGCCUGAUAACCGUAGGCAGAUGAACAAAAUAGGGAGGAUUCCAGUGGACCUUCCUCUUGAACCUCUUGCAAAAAUUUCUGAUAGUGCAACUGACAGUAAUGUUGGUGACCUGGUUCCUGAGACAUCCACCAGUUUAGCACCUCUACAGCUUGAAGCCAGGAGUGCUUUUAGGCCUAACAUGCCAAUGUCAUCAGCUAGAGUUGUUGCUUCUUCUCCUGAUAGCAGUUUGGGUUCACCUGAUCUACAUCCAUUUCGCAUCUCUUUGUCAGGAGCUGAGGAAGUACAGCGUCUCAGUUCUCAUUCUGUGUCGGGCACUGUUGCACCAAAGGGGAUUCAAUUAUCAAGAUCAACCAGUGAUGGGUAUGAAGCAUCUGGGGGCGAAGACAGUGACCGGAUUCCAUCCAGGAUUGUGCACCGAUCUUCCAAUUGGGCUAGCAUUGCCCUCGGUGCUGAACAUGGUCAGAUGGAACAUGAUUUGAAGUUCACGCCAUCUGCUAGCUUGCAAUCAUACAUGAAAUCACAAUAAUGCAGCAUGCAGCCUGGACGUUAUGUUUUAAUCUCCUUCAUUCGGUCAGAAAAGAUCGAAAAAUGGCAAUUGGGAACUGCUGAACAAUUGCUCUUCUUAUGACAUAUUGACUGGAACUCCAUCUGACAUGGAAACGGCAGUGGCUGGAGACUACAAAUUUGGAAGUAUUUUGGUAUUGGAACUUGCGGCUAUUGCAUAGAAUGUGCAUCACCUGGUCACAUUUGUUAUCGAGGUAGAGCAGAUGACAGAUUUGCUAAACUCUCUGGUUACACUUGCAUUGUUAUACUCAUUCAUUUGCCCAAGUGUGGCUUGUUGCGGAUGCUUUGUGUUGGCAUUAAGUUCAACUGAAGUAGUUUUCAGACUGACAUUGUUGAUGUACUCAAAAAUUUGAUUAUUAACAUGAGUUUCUGAAA
This is a messenger RNA of Musa acuminata subsp. malaccensis (wild Malaysian banana), 2775 nucleotides long. Its product is annotated as probable protein S-acyltransferase 22. NCBI's taxonomy places the organism in Eukaryota, Viridiplantae, Streptophyta, Magnoliopsida, Zingiberales, Musaceae. The record is from RefSeq and is a predicted model, not a curated record. Gene Ontology annotation, molecular function: protein-cysteine S-palmitoyltransferase activity. Gene Ontology annotation, biological process: protein targeting to membrane; peptidyl-L-cysteine S-palmitoylation. Gene Ontology annotation, cellular component: Golgi apparatus; endoplasmic reticulum.